Molecule: messenger RNA, 5314 nt
Organism: Scylla paramamosain (green mud crab)
Lineage: Eukaryota; Metazoa; Arthropoda; Malacostraca; Decapoda; Portunidae
Product: protein draper-like
Exons: 20
Coding region: 16-3615 (1199 amino acids)
Molecular function (GO): protein binding; scavenger receptor activity
Source: RefSeq, a predicted model, not a curated record
CGUCUCUAUCUCACCAUGGUAGAAGCAUCGUGCACAGGCGUGCAUGGUAAUGACGUGAGGGUAGGCCAAAGUACCACCACCACCACCUUCACCACCACUGCAGCAAUGGCGGCAAGAAUGUGGAUGGUGUGGGCGGUAUGGGCAGCGGCGGUGGUUGCGGUGACUUGGGUGCCGACAGUCGGGGCGACGGCCCUCAGAGGACCCAAUGUCUGCAACAAACAAGAAACGUACACAAGUUUUGUGAAUGUGUCUUACUCCAAAGCCUACCAAGUUCGGACGUACACAUUCUGCCUAAGUAUUCCACCCAAAUGCUCCAAGUACAAGAUAGCUUACAAGACAUCAUUUAAAAGACAGAGUCAGACCAAGACAAGAACUGUAAAUGUGUGUUGCUCAGGGUACACCAGAGUGCCAGCUGAGGACAGGUGUAUGCCCAUCUGCUCCCAGGACUGUAUACAUGGAAUUUGCAUCAAGCCAGACGAGUGCCGUUGUGAGGCUGGCUACUCAGGCCCUAGCUGUAAUAUAACGUGUCCUGAGGGGAAAUGGGGAGUGGGGUGCAUCCAUGACUGUCCAUGCCUCCAUGAAGGGAAGUGUGACCCACUGUAUGGGAACUGUUCCUGUCACGCUGGCUGGAUUGGACCAUACUGUGAAGAAAAGUGUCAAGAAGGAUACUAUGGAGUGGAUUGCAAAGACCGGUGUCGCUGUCAGAACGGUGGGACGUGUGACCAUGUAUCUGGUGCAUGUCGCUGCCCCCCAGGCUGGACAGGACCACUAUGUGAAAAAUCAUGCCCUGAGGGAACACAUGGUGCUGCCUGCAGCAGCAAGUGUCAGUGUCAAAAUGGUGGCCACUGUGAUCCUGUGACGGGGAAAUGCCAGUGUCCUGCAGGAUGGACGGGAGAUGUUUGUGCAAAUCCAUGUCCUCAAGGUACUUGGGGUUACAAUUGCUCUGAACAGUGUGAUUGCUACAAUUCUGCUACUUGUGAUCAUAAAACUGGCCGCUGUAAAUGCCCAUCAGGUUACAUCGGCAACAAGUGUCAAGAUGAAUGUCCACUAGGCACCUAUGGUGUAAACUGUACGGAGACUUGUUCAUGUUACAAUGGAGCAACAUGUUCACACAUAAGUGGCCGUUGUUUCUGCAAAGAAGGUUGGCUGGGAACUCAGUGUUCCAUACCUGCUUGUCCACCAAACCAGUAUGGUCCAGGCUGUUCACAUAUUUGUUCAUGUGAAAAGGAUAAUACUGAAAGAUGUCAUCCAUGGACUGGAGCCUGUGAGUGUAAGGCUGGAUGGGCAGGAGAGACUUGUACAAGAGCAUGUCCUUUCUACAAGUAUGGAGAGAAAUGUGCUCAAAGUUGUCAAUGUAGAAAUGGAGCAUUCUGCGAUCCAGUUGAUGGCACCUGUAUAUGUGCACCAGGCUACCAUGGGGCACUAUGUGAUGAACACUGUCCAAAGUUUAAAUACGGACAAAAAUGUGAGCUUGACUGUCGGUGUGAUAAUUCAUAUGGCUGUUCACAUGAGUCAGGAAAGUGUUUCUGCAAACCAGGAUGGGAAGGACAACAGUGCUCUCUCACUUGUCCACUUGGAAGUUAUGGAGAGAAUUGUUCUAAAACAUGCGACUGUCUCAACAAUGGAUCAUGUGAUCCCGUGACAGGAGAGUGUACCUGUGGCCCUGGACAUUAUGGAGAGAAAUGUGAAAAAACUUGUAGACAAGGACAUCAUGGAAUGGCUUGUGUGAAUGUCUGUGCCUGUGUUGGGCCUCAUGUGGAAGGCUGUGAUGCUGAAACUGGCAGGUGUAUAUGCAAGCCUGGCUUUAGAGGUGUCAGUUGUCAGUCACACUGCCCUCGUGGCCUCUAUGGAGAAUCAUGUUUAAAGAAAUGCGACUGCAAGAACAAUGGAUCCUGCAACCUUCAGACAGGGAAAUGUGUAUGUGAGCGUGGAUGGCAUGGAGCCGACUGUAAUACUCCCUGUCGGCCAGGAAAAUAUGGAGUAAAUUGUAAUCAGGACUGUCCUUCUUGUGUGCAUGGAAAUGGAACAUGUCACCCCCAGCUAGGGACCUGUGUGUGCAAGGCUGGAUGGCACGGUCCUCGCUGUGACCGCACAUGUGCACCAGGUACCUGGGGAAUUGGCUGUGCUAAUACUUGCAAGUGUCGCAAUGGGGCGGGAUGCAAUCAUGAAACAGGUCAAUGUCUGUGUUUGCCAGGCUGGAGAGGAACAGACUGUUCUCAGCCUUGUCCUCCAGGAAGUUUUGGUUAUAACUGCCUUCAGACCUGUCACUGUCGUAAUCAUGCAUCUUGUCGAGGAAGUGAUGGCUUCUGUGAAUGCAAGCCAGGAUGGAUGGGAUUUGGAUGCACUCAAACCUGCCCUGAAGGUUCUUUUGGUCGUCAAUGCUUCAAUGUUUGCAACUGCAGUACAGAAAACUCUAUUUGCCAUCCUGUCCAAGGUUGUAAGUGCCGCUAUGGAUUUGAAGGAGACAUGUGUGACAUCCCCAUCACUAGCCCAAUAUUCAAAGACAAAGACCCCGUCCUGCCUAGGCAGUCAACAUCUAACAAUGCUGGACUCAUUGUGGGUGUUGUCUCUAUCAUCCUAAUCACUGUUGUAAUUGCUAUCAUCAUCUACUACAGGCGGCGACUGGUGCGUCUGAAGCGUGAGUUAGCGGUGGUGCAGUACAUUGCUGAUCCAGCAGCUACAGAACGUCCCAGGCCUUCUGAGAACCGAGACAGUGCAAAGCUACGUUCUUCUUCUACUAAGCUUUCACAAAAGUCUGACCAACACCACUUUGACAAUCCUGUUUAUGCUUACCAGUCGGUGAGCAAAUCACAACCCAACCUACUUGAAAAUGGUAAUUUAAAUAAUGGUGUCACCAUCAAGAAUAAUCUCUCACUCAAGGAUGAUAAAAAUAGAGAGUGGGAGAAACUGGGCACCUUCACUUUUCAUGAUGAUGCAUGCAGUUUAGGAGCAGUUGGGGGUCACUAUGAUGUGCCAUCAACACUACAACGACAAGCUCGUGUAAAAGCAUUAGAAGCAGAUGCUACAAAUCCAAAUCUUAAUAUUUACCACUCUAUUGAGAGCCUGAAAGACAAUCGUCUUGUGGAGCAUGUGUACGAUGAGAUAAAACAGCGGCCACCACCACAAAAAGAUCCAGAAUGUGAAUAUGACCACUUGACAUAUUCACGUCCACUGGGUGAAGUGAAGCCACACUACUACACUAUGGCAUCCCAGUUGCAUAGGUCAGCUGACCAGCUGGCUGAGGAGGUAUUACCCAAUGGGAAGCCAGCUGCUGGGACAAGUAAAAAGUGCCAUUCCCCUCAUUCAUCAUCAUCAUCAUCCAAUGAGCUGAACAUUUCUAGGCCUGAGGUCAACAUGGACAAUACUGAAUGCCAAUCUCAGAAUGCCAGUGAUGUGCCAAAAGUGAGUAACCUCAAUGUUGGUGCCAGUGAUGAUGAGUAUGCAAGAUUGAAAGUCAACAACUUUGAUGUUUCAAUGGAUACUGGAAAGCAUGAUGCUUAUGCAAAAUUUGAAGAAGACUUCAAUAAGACUUUGUCAUCAGGAAUUGAAGAUUCUGACAACAGUCACAUGAGUGUUACAGAAACAGAAGUUUUUUCAUCAGAAAAAGACAAUUAACUUCAUUUCUGCAUUUGCCAAGUGGACAGCUGAAAAUAGAGGUAAACACAUACACUAGUAAAUGAAGUGUUCUGACAAUAUACUGAUAUGAGUGAUAAAUGGUUGCUGGCAUGGAAAAAAAAAAUGUGUAAUAAAGGUCUUCAGAGCCUUUGAAAGAUACAUGUAACAUAAUUUUGGUGUGGUAAAGCAUCAGUUCAUCGACUAUUGUUGCUUUUACCACUGACAUAUAUAUAUAUAUAUAUAUAUAUAUAUAUAUAUAUAUAUAUAUAUAUAUAUAUAUAUAUAUAUAUAUAUAUAUUAUAAACACUUUUGUGAUGUUGAUCUUGUACAGAUGAAAAGUUUUUAGUGUACAUAUGAAAGCGAUACCUUUACUACAAUAGAAGACAGUAGUGCUCCAUCCAUAGUGAUAACUGGUUGUGUUGAGAGUUUUUAUGAGGGUGAGGCAAAUCCCUUAUCAUGGCCUUCAUUCAUGUAGGUAAUGAAAAAUUAUCCAGUGUUGGAAAAAAAACUUUUGAUACAUACUUCUUGGGCAUUGAGAAUUGUCCCUGUAUAGUGAAUAGUUAUUGGGGGUGUCACAAAGAACUUUUUAUCAUAUUUAAUAAUUUUUGUGAGUUAUUUUCUCACUUUUUACAUAACUACUGACUUGAUUUGAUUUGUUUUGAAAGUUAACAAUUUGAUUUUAUGUUAUGAAAGUUAACAGACAAAAAAUUGUAAACUCUUUUAGAUAUUUUAAUGUUAAUUAAUGAGUUUGAAAUCUCAAUUCUGAAUGAGAAGCUGGUCAUGUAUCAGCUGCUGAUUACAUGCUUUACUGAAUAUGUACAGAAUUUGAGAAGCUUAUGACAGCUGUUGAGAUACUUUACAUGCAACAAGGAUUGAAUUAAUUAAAUUAGACCAAUAUAUUUACUUCCUUUCUUUUUAACAAUUUCAAUUGUUUAUAUCUGAUGUAUUUUACUACAGCUUUUAACUUUAUUAAAAUCAAUGAUGUAAAAAUAUAUAAACAUAUAUGUUUUGUACUUUAUGAUAUUGCACAUUUUGGAAAGUAAUAACAUUGUAUACCCAAAAUCUUAUUUUGUAUAUCUUAUAUGCUGUUUUCUGCAACCAACUGGAAUGAGUUGUGUGAACAGAGCGACACAUCACUUUCAACCUCCUAUUUCAGGGGCCUGUGUGUAAUAGGAUUAACCAGAUUACCAGAGAUGUUAUUAUUUCUCUGUUCACAAGUCAUAUAUCAAUAGACCAACAUUUUAUUUCUUGUUUCAGAUGAUUGUUUUGAAGAUUAUAGAAAAAGCAGUAUAAGUAUUUUUUGAUGAAUACAAAUUACAUAAAUAAACAUCACGAUUUUUUGCUUUGUGUUCCCAAAAAUCAAUAGAAUAUGAAGGUGUAUGUUUAAGAAAAAGUGUCCAAUUAUAGGUAAAAAAAAAAUCCCAAACAAAGUUACUAGAACAUCACUUUAUUUUUUGCAUGAUAUGCCCAUCUUUCCUCAAUGAGCAUAUUACACAAGGAACAUUCUGAAAGAAUGUAAGACCUCAAGCAAAACCUCAAUAUCUGAAAUAUGACUUAUUCCAUUACACUAUUCCAUGAAGUUAGCCCAAAGCCAUCAACUUCUCUGUCAGUUGCACAAUAUCUCUCUCUCUCUCUCUCUCUCUCUCUCUCUCUCUCUCUCUCUCUCUCUCUCUCUCUCUCUCUCUCUCUCUCUCUCUCU